AAACUCUGGGCGGGGCUGGCAGGAGGCAGGCGGAGCUCAGGCCGCGGGGUCCGAAGGGUCUGAGCCAGUCGGAGGAGCCUUGGGGAGCCGUGCGGCCGCCAUGGGGCAGAUCGAGUGGGCCAUGUGGGCCAACGAGCAGGCGCUGGCAUCUGGCCUGAUCCUCAUCACGGGGGGCAUCGUGGCCACAGCAGGCCAGUUCACCCAGUGGUACCUGGGCACGUACUCCAUUGCGGCAGGAGUUCUCAUCUGCCUGCUGGAGUACCCCCGGGGGAAGCGGAGCAAGGGCUCCACCAUGGAGAGGUGUGGACAGAAGUACAUGACCAGAGUGGUGAAGCUGUUCGGGCCCCUCACCAGGAAUUACUACAUCCGGGCCUUCCUGCACCUUGGGCCUGGGGCUGUGGACUCUCUUCUGACCGCCCUUCUGUCCCCUGCACCCACCCUCGCCCCCCGCCAGGCUGUCGGUACCUGCCGGCUUCCUGCUUGCCACCAUCCUGGGGACAGCCUGCUUGGUCAUCGCCAGUGGCAUCUACCUGCUGGCGGCCAUCCGUGGCGAGCAGUGGACCCCGAUCGAGCCCAAGCCCAGGGAGCGGCCACAGGUGGGGGGCACCAUCAAGCAGCCGCCCAGCAACCCCCCGCCCCGACCCCCGGCCGAGGCCCGCAAGAAGCCGGGAGAGGAGGCGGCGGCAGCUGCGGGGGUCCCCACAGGUGGCCCCCAGGAAAACCCUGUGCCGGUGACAGACGAGGUGGUGUGACCAGGGCCGGAGCUCCGGCAGCCCCCACGCCCGGGCAAGCCUGUGGCUGCAGCCCCUUCCCUGUUCACCCCCAGCUGCGCGGUCAUCUCCUGAGCUGCACUGGAGCCUCAGUGCCUCACUUGUUCCAUGAAACACGUAUCUGGAACCCCUCGUGCCUGAGUUUCUCCUCUGGAAAUGAACGUCCAGGCCUGGGGGAAGGGAGUGUGCGUCCCACGAGCCCCUCAACCUGACCUGCUAGGGCUUUC
Molecule: messenger RNA, 997 nt
Organism: Vicugna pacos (alpaca)
Lineage: Eukaryota; Metazoa; Chordata; Mammalia; Artiodactyla; Camelidae
Source: RefSeq, a predicted model, not a curated record